This is a messenger RNA of Ilyonectria robusta, 2995 nucleotides long. RefSeq names its product ELMO/CED-12 family-domain-containing protein. The record is from RefSeq and is a predicted model, not a curated record. Gene Ontology annotation, cellular component: plasma membrane. The coding region runs from base 501 to 2639 and encodes 712 amino acids. Gene Ontology annotation, biological process: cell motility; actin filament organization. The transcript has a single exon. Lineage: Eukaryota; Fungi; Ascomycota; Sordariomycetes; Hypocreales; Nectriaceae.
CUUUAGCUUAUUUCACGCAGCUAAAAUCUCUUGAUGAUUUUUAACAAUCAUUCGGGGAACAUUCUGGAGACAAAACCACCACAGCCACAAACGAAGUGGCUAAAACAAGGGCGCUAACAUUGCCGGCCAAUCCAGAGGUGUGGCUUGGAGCCGGUGAGACCGUUCACUAGCCCAGUCCUAAACUGGUAAAGUGGUUCAUCAAAUCGAUUCAAGAACCAACCUUCCGAGUCUCCUGCGUCUCCAAUGCAGUCUCACAACGACUUUCCCCCGCGCUUCGCGACUCACGACUCCAAACUCUAGACUGAGAAAAAAGAUCGAGGCGGCCUAACACUGCCACUGAUGCCAACUACGACAUUACCGACAGCGGCCUGCUCCCUCUCCAACCCCAGGCAAUGAAUGCACCGGCAUAACAUCUCCUCCGUCCCCCGUCGCGUGCUUCUACAGCUUAAACUCGACCCCCGUCCCCGCCUCCCCGAACUCGAACGCGAACCCGAAACACAAUGGAUCAAGCAGACAUCCCCGCGCUGCUUGCGCGCCUAGCCAGCGACGAAGAUGCCUCGCGCAAGAUGGCCGUCUUCAAGCUACAGAACUCGAUUAACGACCCUGCCUUUGCCGACGUUUUCAUCUCCUCGGGCGGCCUCGUCGUGCUGCGCCGCCUCAUCAUGACGGCCGCCGGCAACACCCUCGCCUACUCGCUCCAGAGCCUCACACGCCUCCUCGAAGUUGACAUGGGAUGGGACAUCUUCGAGGGUCCAACGGCCAGUGACCUCGUCGAGCGGGUCGUGGAGCUCAUCGUCACGAACCCACUGGUUAACAUCCUCAGGGGCGCCAUGUCCAUCCUGGUCGCCCUCGUCAGCCAUUCCCAGUCCACCGCCCUCGGAGGCGCCGCGAGCCGCACCCCCGGGACCUUUGGCUUCCGCGCCCUGAAGCCUGCCGUCGCCGUUUACCCGCAAUUCUUUGAGCUGGUGAUAGCCCAGCUGCAGAGUGCCGAUCACGCCCUGUGCGCGAACGCCCUCAUGCUCAUCAAUGCACUGAUCCGAGAUGCCGUGUCCAACGAGACCACCAUGGGCGGCGGCAAGGCCAACGGGACCUCCCAAGGGGACGAGUGGUCCAAGUUUAUCAAGAGGCUGCAAGACUUGGGGCUGAUCAAGGCCGUCUAUAAGCUCAUGCAGAGUUCGGCCCUACAGGACUUGGCACAUCCCCUGUUAGAGUUUCAGUCAUUGACCAAGAUUUUAUUGAGGAAGUGGCGCGAGGUAGAGGUUGACCUGGAACGACCGGAGCAUCGACGGGCCCUCAAGGGCUUGCAUCUCGCCAGCGCUCCGGAUCGCGCGUACGUAAACGGCCACUCACCGUCAAUUGAGCAAAAUGAGGCAUCGGCAAAGAAGGGGAGCAGAAGGCACAAUCCCGAGAAGUGGAGAAGGUUGGGCUUUGAGACCGAGAGCCCUGCGCAGGAGUUUGACAUUACUGGUUUCCUGGGCAUGAUGGACAUCACAGACUACGUGCGGAAGCAUGAGGACCGGUUCCAAAAGCUGUUGCUAGAGCAGGCGGGCAAGCCGGCAUCCCAACGUUCCCCCGUUGCCCGAGCGAGCUUCGCGGUCACGAUGGUGCUGUAUGAGCACUUUGAAGUCGACAAGGCCGACCUAGAGGACACCAAGGGGUACCAGGUGAUGGAAUCAAAGGACCACGACAGACUGUUUCGACCUCUUCUACUUCAGUGGUCUCGGCUGCAUACAGCUGCCUUACAUGCCUUUUUUCGAGUUUGGAAGGUCACUGGUGCAGAGCAUGAUGAUUUUGAAAAGGUCGUCGAGCUAGUGCGGAUCCUCGUUGACCAGGUGGUGGGCGGCGCUACGAGAACCAAGGAUGUGCUGGAGGCAGAGGAAGAGAUGCAAGAAUACGAUGUGGCGCGCCUACGAGAGCAACAAAUGGACCUGCUCGAGAUGUCAUUUGAGGGCACAUGGGGUCAACAUCUAUACCAAGUGCGGGAGGAGUUGAAGCAGGAGGCCUUACAGUUCGUGAAGGAGCAAAGGAUCCGAUGCCUCCUUGAGGGGUCGUGGUUCACAAAGCCGACGCCAAAGCGAGAGAACAACAACGGGUCUAAGCACCGACUCUUUACGCCGACGCCAUGGCGGUAUGCUAAGCUGUCUCACAAUCGUCGAUAUCUCCACUAUGCCGAUUUCGAAAAACAGACACCCCAGGAGCCGACCCUGGAAUCUCUAGGAGAGAAGAUUGACCUCAGCACCAUCAGUUCGGUCGUGUCCAACGUGUCGGCAUCAGACGACGUAAAGAGCACGAAUAGUGGAGCGACAACCAAGACUACGACGACAAAGAUCACCGUGUACAGCUUUAUCAACCCAGUGCAUCCCAACAAGGGAAUGGAUACCAAGGAGCAUCCGAUUCUCUCGCUGUGGCCACUCAGCCACAGUCUCGCUUCUGAGUGGCUGGACGGGUUGCUACUAGUAUUGAAUCAGGCGCCAAUUACGGCGGAGACGAACAAGUUGGUUAACAUGGUGAGCGAAUACGGGCUAAAGAUCCGGUUGCUGAAUGUGCGGAUGGACUCGGCGUUCGAUGGCCCGGUGCCUGGAGCCGGUGUGAUUCCAUCUCGAGAAGGGCUGGACGACGACUAUUUCUUUGAGGUCUGAAGUGCUGAGAGAGAUUUGGAUUGCGACUUGGCUAGACGGAAAGACUCAAGACUCUGGGAUUGGUUUUUGCAUUCAUAUAUACCCCUUUGCCCAGGAUGGCCGUAUGGACGGGCAUAGCGAGCGUGCUUUGAUGCGAUGUUAGAUUUUUAUCAAGUGUACUAGGAUACGUUGCGGCAUUGGGCGAGAGGUUGAGGGGUGACAUAUUGCCUGUUGGUUGUGCAAAAUUGAUGGAGUUGAUAAAUGUGAAGAUAAUAGGACUGGAGCAGUCAACUUACUUUACGUUUGCCCCGACCAAAGUGUUGCCACCGCAUCAUAUUAUCACUGUGCGCCAAGUCAUUAUGUGCCUCCAAGGAUUG